UUAUUCACAGCUGAUCGCAUAGAUUGCAUUUAAAUUUCUUCAUUUCUAUAUUUUGGUUUUUAUUCCUUUGCACAUAUUUUUUGUUCACAAAUUGGCCAAAACAAAUGGACUAAGUGAAUAUAAGUGAAGUGCAACAAGGAUAGUGAAUCCCAAACAUAUGCAAUAAUUUGAUUCGUCCAACAUGUCCCUACCCCGUAUCACCGACUACGACCUGCUGGAAAAGCUUGGGGUUGGCAGCUAUUCAACGGUCUACAAAGCGCGCCACAAGAAGAACCGCAGUUUUCAUGCCAUCAAGAUUGUCGAAAUGUCGACGUUGUCGAACAGUUCACGCGAGAAUCUGAUUACCGAGAUACGACUACUGCGUUCGCUUAACCACAAAUAUAUUGUGACGCUGGAGGAUUUCUUUUGGGACGAUAAAAAUAUUUACAUUGUGCUGGAAUUUUGCAAUGCUGGUAAUCUAUCUGCUUUCAUACGUUCAAAGAAGGCGCUACCAGAGUCCACAUGUCGCUACUUUCUACGUCAGUUGGCGGCUGCUGUGCAAUAUAUGCGCGCUAAUGAUGUUUGCCACUUUGACUUGAAACCACAAAAUUUAUUGUUGACCCGUAAUUCGAAUGUCGUUUUAAAAGUGGCCGAUUUUGGCUUUGCGCAACAUUUAAAAUUGGGGGAAAUAAAUCAACAGCUGAAAGGUUCGCCACUCUAUAUGGCACCAGAAAUCGUACGCAAACACCAAUAUGAUGCUAAAGCCGAUUUGUGGAGCAUCGGCGUGAUCUUAUAUGAAUGCCUUUUUGGCAAAGCGCCAUACACGUCGAAGAGUAUCGAAGAGCUAUUGCAGCGCAUACGUAACGCCGAGAAAAUAACCAUACCGACGAAUGCAAGCAUUAGCAAUGAAUGCCAUGAUCUACUUUGCCGUUUACUGGAACACGAUCCUGCCAAGCGUAUUUCAUUUGAUUCCUUUUUUGCACAUCCAUUCAUUGAUCUCAAAACGCUGCCAUCAGAGCAUACAUUACAAAAAGCUGCAGAGCUCGUUACCAAAGCCGUCGAAUACGAUGGAAAACAAAAUUACAAAGAGGCUUAUUAUCUAUAUUGCAGUGCGCUGCAAUAUUUUGUGCCACUAAUUACCGAGGAAGCAGAUGCCAGCAAGCGCUUGGCGCUACGUAAUCGUGCACUUACCUACCUCAAACGCGCUGAAGAAAUCAAAAAUGUUCUAAUCGAUGCUGAAUACAAGGCGGCUGCAGCUAAAGAGCAACGAAAUCGCCAGGGCCAGUCUGCGCAGCAAGACCAACUGCCAUGCAGCUCAACGCCACAUUCCGCAACACAGCUACAACCCAGCAUAGCAGAAGUGUUGGAGCCGGAUGUGCGGUACAAGCAGCUGUUUGCGCUCUCACACUCGAGCCCACAGUUAAAAAGUGCUCUGGAAAUUGGACGUCAAGGCGAGCUUUAUUUGUAUGAAAAAAAGUUUAAAGCAGCACUGGAAGCGUACACCUCGGCCUUGGGCAUGUUGGUGCCGUUCACAAAUAAUGAACCAAAGGGCGAGCGCAGAAAUUUGCUUUUACAACAGUUGGAGAUUUGGAUGAAGGAGGCUGAGAGCAUUAAAAGCAUUCUAUCUGCUAAGGAAAUGGUUGAUGAGCAGAAAUUACCAUCGGUGCGCCAUUGUUCAAUACAGUAGUUUUUUUUUUUGGAAAACAAAAAUUCUCGUUGAGUUUUUGAAUUCCGUCGUGUGACACUAGCCGGCGCAAGCUGUAACAAGCGCAUUGAUAUUGAUUAAAUCAAAUUUAAUUAACGCAUAGUGUUCAUGCUUUUUCGUAGCUUUAUACAAUAAAUUAUUAAAUAUAUUAAAGUGUAGACAAAUAUGUAUGUCAAAUAGACACAGUCUGUAGGUAUGUACUGUUUGCAGUAGUAAAAGAAAAUAAAAUUAGAUUUUUGAAAAACAUUUUUUAAUAAGGCCAAGCAAUGAUGCGCAGGCCCGACCACAUUUACACGUAUUACACUAAUAAUAAACACUUACGCGCAUAUUUAUAUUCACGUGCAUUGUUUAAACAGAAAAUUCAAUAUAUGUACAUCUUGGCACUGUGAUGUAGAGCAAAUAUAUAUCUAUGAUUUGUUGGCUUUUACUUUAAAAGUAAAAACACACACCACUGUAAUUGUCGAUCUCGUUUAUGUAGAGUUUCUGUGUAGCAUAGCUUUAGCAUAUGGGACAUAUUUCUGUCACUGUUACGAUAAUACUUUCUUGUUACUUUGUGCUGUUUAUUGUUAUGAAAUCAUACCAUAAAGUAUUUAAUUAUUCUUCAUGCUUGUUAUUUAAUAAAGUUUCAUUUGCGUAC
Molecule: messenger RNA, 2321 nt
Organism: Anastrepha ludens (Mexican fruit fly)
Lineage: Eukaryota; Metazoa; Arthropoda; Insecta; Diptera; Tephritidae
Gene: Aduk
Product: serine/threonine-protein kinase ULK3
Exons: 6
Coding region: 182-1666 (494 amino acids)
Biological process (GO): peptidyl-serine phosphorylation; protein autophosphorylation; autophagy
Cellular component (GO): autophagosome; cytoplasm
Molecular function (GO): protein serine/threonine kinase activity; ATP binding
Source: RefSeq, a predicted model, not a curated record